UGCCAACCAUAUUUCUUACUAUCAAGCCAUCUUCCUCCUCCUCCGAACCUCUUCCAUAUUCCAAUCCCAAUCCAAUCCCAAUUCAUUGUGUUAGGGUUUUCAGAGUUUCAAUUUCUCAUAUCCAUUUCUUCAAUCACCACUGCACAUGCAAGAUGAUUCCACCACCUCCAAAUUUCCAUUGAAACCCAUACACUCAACGAUACACCAAGCGAUCGCAUUCCUUCCUUUGCUUUCCCUUCGCUAACUCUCCAAAUUCACCGCUGUUCGGAGACAAGAGUAUAGGUGGACAGCACAUAAAAUCUUCAAAAGAUUUCUCAUUCAAGGGGUAGUGUUGCGAUGUUGGCUUCUAAAGAAAUUAUGAAAUUCAAAUCUUACCAGAGCCGGGCUAAUUUGUUUGUGAAGGAAUAUUUGUUAGCCGUAUCUCUAAUUCCAUACACUUCCAUUUUUGGUGGUAUUUUUGCUUGCAAGAUGGUCUAUGAUCUUACUCAUCUUUUUAGUGCUGUUCACUUUAAGAGCUAUUCCAGUCUCACUAGACUCCAACGUGUUGAGUGGAAUAAUCGUGCUAUGUCAACAGUUCAUGCUAUUUUCAUAACAACUAUGUCAUUGUACUUGGUGUUUUGCUCAACUCUAUAUUCUGACAACCAGUCAGCUGAACCUAUUACACUUCGAAGCUCUUCAUUGUCCACAUUUGCUCUCGGGGUGUCUGUUGGUUACUUCAUUGCUGACCUUUGGAUGAUACUUUGGUUUUUUCCUGCUCUUGGUGGAUAUGAAUAUGUGAUUCAUCAUCUGCUUUCGUUAGUGGCAGUAGCCUUUUCGAUGUGUUACAGGCAGGGGCAGCUAUACACCUACAUGGUUCUUAUCUCUGAGACAACAACGCCAGGGAUCAAUUUGAGAUGGUAUCUUGAUGCAGCUGGAAUGAAAAGGACGAAAGCUUAUCUCAUCAAUGGGGUUGUAAUAUUCAUUGCUUGGCUGGUUGCCAGAAUACUUUUGUUCGUGUACAUGUUUUACCAUGUCUACCUGCACUUUGACCAGGUUCAGCAGCUUCACUCUAUUGGGAAAACGUUAGUUAUUUUUGUGCCGAUGGUGCUAUCAAUUAUGAACUUGGUUUGGUUUUCGAAAAUUAUCAAAGGGUUGAGGAAGACGCUGGCGAAGAGGCAGUGACAUUUCUGCUUAGUGAUAUUACUUAGGAAAAUGAAAUACGGGUCAAUGACGUGCAGUGAAAGAUGUAACAGAACAGAAACAAUUGAAAGUGUUUGGAUCCCUUGUGGAUCUGAACUUAUAUUGUAUAAAUAUGUCAAUUCUGCUCCAUUAUGUUCCUAUUCAUGUACAUUUUGGUUUAAUUUAAUAUAUAUUUUGUUUAAU
Molecule: messenger RNA, 1362 nt
Organism: Abrus precatorius (Indian licorice)
Lineage: Eukaryota; Viridiplantae; Streptophyta; Magnoliopsida; Fabales; Fabaceae
Product: transmembrane protein 56-B-like
Exons: 9
Coding region: 337-1161 (274 amino acids)
Biological process (GO): lipid homeostasis
Cellular component (GO): membrane; endoplasmic reticulum
Source: RefSeq, a predicted model, not a curated record